Culex quinquefasciatus (southern house mosquito) is the source of this 6017-nucleotide messenger RNA. Its product is annotated as acetylcholine receptor subunit alpha-like. Gene Ontology annotation, cellular component: neuron projection; synapse; postsynaptic membrane. NCBI's taxonomy places the organism in Eukaryota, Metazoa, Arthropoda, Insecta, Diptera, Culicidae. The record is from RefSeq and is a predicted model, not a curated record. Gene Ontology annotation, molecular function: transmembrane signaling receptor activity; acetylcholine-gated monoatomic cation-selective channel activity. Gene Ontology annotation, biological process: signal transduction; chemical synaptic transmission; nervous system process.
AACAGCAAGGAUUGAGUGAGUUUGGCACUGGCGACGACGUCGGCACGAGUCUUUGCUCUGUCCCUGGUGUCACCGCCGCAUGGAAAGGACCUUUUGUGUGAACUGUAUUUGAGGGUGGGUGCGUUUGAGCGUUCUAGAUUUGAUACUGGUGUAAUUAGUGUCGUGAUGCUGCCGAUUGGUUAGAUGGUGAUUUAGGUGUAAAGUGCGAACUGUGGAAGUUGAUGCAUGGUGUUAAAGUUGAAAAUUUCUCAAGUCAAGGUUACGUAGUAUCAAAAGACAGGUUUUGACGCACCCACACAACGCAAAGAUCAAUUGUCGAAAACAAUAUUUCUUACGACUAGUGACACACAGGAAAAAAGAACAAGCAGGGUAGGGGAGCAAAAUAUAUCGGAACGAUUCAGCAUCCACCCCUCACCAUCCUGUGAACCAGCUGUAUUUGGAUGGGUGUCUGUGUGUGGUGCCACUGAGGGUGUUCGAAAGUGCGCACUGUGUGUGUUGGUGUCUUGGCUAGAGAAUUGGAGCGCGCCCGAAUGUCUGCCCGAAAUCGGUCGUGUGUAAAUCAGUUGGUUCGUGAUCCUUGCCGCAGCCAGUCGUGUGCAAAAAACUAGACCAUCUUCUCAGUUUCAGUACCGUUGUACUUUUCAUGGACACCUACGGUAUAAGUUGGGAGCCUUUGACUCCCUUAUUGGGUAAGACAUUCCUAGUAGAAGGGGGUAAAAAGGCGUAAAAGCUUUAUCGUUCUACAAGGGCGGAAGCCGUAAGCAAAAGUUGCUGAACUCUAAAGGAGAUUGCGUGUUUGGGUCUCAUUACGUGGGUAUUAAAAAUUGUUUAAAGCCGGAAGAAAAGCACUACCAGAUAGCAAUAACUACCUUCGCCGUCUGCAAGUGUUUUUGGUCUGAGAUUGCAUGACUCGCGAGGGUUUUCCACCAUCAAUGGAGUGUGGGUAUGAGCGCGUUUUUGUGUGCUGUUAAAUGUGAAUAGCAAGAAGUAUUAUAAUAUCAAAAAUAAAAAAAAAAAAACAAAGAGAAGAGAGAAUAGUAUGGAAAAAGCACUGAAGCAGUGGUUGCGAAAAGGAAAAUUUAGCACGCAAGUGGCCACAAGAGUUCUGCAGUGAAAAAUCGUUUUCCACCAAAGUGUGACGCGAAACUGGGGAUGUGUGUGAGGGUCCUUCAGCAGCAGGGUGGGAACCCAUUUUCCAGAAAGAAGUCGUCUGCACAUUGCUGCUGAGGCAAGACUGAAACAGCAAACGCGUGUUCCGAGAGACGUCAGUGGGGGUCGGAGAACCAUUUUUUGUGCUACUUGCGGGUGCUCCAGUGUUCGGUGAAUGUCCUAUACACGGUUUGGUAGUGCAGUCCUGGCCAAAUAGAUAUUUUGAAAACUAGUUUUUGUCGCGAACGGAUAGUGAAAAGUGCAACUGGGGAAGUUGAACGAGCGAUUUAGGAUUUGAUAAUUAGCUGUUUGUGAUUGUACGGUGUUAGCUAUUGUGUCCGAAUAAAUUGGAAUGUGAUUUUGAUAGCGGAUACAUUUGAAAAAAGAUUCGACAUCGAAAGAGCAGCACAUUUUGAUCAUUUAUAAGAAAAACAUGAUCGUUUCUUGACCGGAAAUUGCUUUUCACCACUCACCGCUGCCAUUUUCAUAGCUCCUGCCCCAGCCAUUACCAUCCCUCCCGUAGGACCAGAGCAGUUCUGGACGACCAACGCAAUUCGAGGAGCAGAUCAGAACAGCAGCAAUUUCGGUUCUACCGCACUCUCUCUCUCUCUUUCUGUUUCUCGUCAUCAUUGGGAGCUCGCUGGCGCAAUCGAUUUCGUCAAAAUUGUCGCCCCACGGCAACCCGGUGGUGGGGUGGUCGGUGGAGGAGGAGCAGCAGCAGGAAGGGUUGUUGUUGUAGCAGCAGCAGCAGCAUCAGGACAACUCCGUGUAUCGUUCCCGACGAGCUUGGCCCCGUGGUGGAACAACGACGCUGGCCGGGACGACGCAGAGAGAUGAGAUGAGGCUGCUACACGGCGUUAGUUUCAUCAUUUUCGCUGCCGUUUCAGUAUGCGCGGGAAAUCCUGAUGCAAAACGUCUCUACGAUGAUCUUCUCAGCAACUACAACAAACUAGUUAGGCCUGUUGUGAAUGUCACAGACGCAUUGACCGUAAAAAUAAAGCUCAAACUGUCCCAACUAAUUGAUGUGAAUUUGAAAAACCAAAUUAUGACCACCAACCUAUGGGUAGAGCAGACGUGGUAUGACUACAAACUCAAGUGGGAGCCAAAAGAGUACGGUGGCGUGGAAAUGCUGCACGUUCCCUCCGAUCACAUCUGGCGGCCGGACAUUGUGCUGUACAACAACGCAGAUGGAAACUUCGAGGUGACACUGGCCACGAAGGCCACCCUCAACUAUACGGGCCGCGUCGAGUGGCGGCCACCGGCCAUCUACAAGAGUUCCUGCGAGAUCGACGUGGAGUACUUUCUCGAUGAGCAAACGUGUGUGAUGAAGUUCGGCAGCUGGACGUACGAUGGCUUCCAGGUAGAUCUUCGUCACAUCGAUGAAGUUAACGACACCAACGUGGUGGAGGUGGGUGUGGAUUUGUCCGAAUUCUACACUUCGGUUGAGUGGGACAUCCUCGAAGUUCCUGCAGUGAGAAAUGAAAAAUUCUACACAUGUUGUGACGAACCGUAUCUUGAUAUCACCUUCAACAUAACUAUGCGUCGCAAAACACUGUUUUAUACCGUAAACUUAAUUAUUCCUUGCAUGGGCAUCAGUUUUCUAACGAUACUGGUAUUUUACCUGCCGUCGGAUAGUGGUGAAAAGGUAUCGUUAAGCAUAUCCAUCCUGCUCUCGUUGACUGUGUUCUUCUUGCUGCUGGCGGAAAUCAUUCCACCGACGUCACUAGUGGUGCCACUGCUGGGAAAAUUCGUACUCUUCACUAUGAUCCUCGAUACGUUCAGUAUAUGUGUCACCGUGAUUGUGCUCAACAUUCACUUCCGAUCGCCACAAACGCACACGAUGGCUCCGUGGGUGCGCACGAUCUUCAUCAACCAUCUGCCGAAGCUGCUGGUGAUGCGCCGUCCAAUUUACCAGCCGCUGCACCAUUUUAGUGCCGCUUCGCAAAGAUUUAUGUUGCGCUCAUGCCGUGGAAUGGCCGGCGACAAUAUCCCACCGCUGCCGCCGACUAUUGCGUUUGAUCCCUCGGUGCUACUCGAUCAUCAUCUGCUCGAUUCCAGCGACAGCAUAAACACAUGCCGAUUACACGGCAGUCCAACGCAUCAUCCUCAUCACCACCACAGCGGUGGCGGCAGCCAUUAUCACCAUCAUCUGAUGGAUGACUUAGCACUGCCCUACCAGGAUCACAACCAUCACAAUUCGCCGAUGUCGCCGAUAAAUCUGAAUCUGCUGUCAUCGGUCAGCACGGCAGUGCCCAAUCCGCACCAGACGGUGCCGUCCGGUGGAGGUGGCCUGUCGAGUGCCGGCGCGGCUCUGCUUGAUCCCCAUAGCGCCUUCCAGACGAACCUGGCGGGUGGACUCCUCGGAGUAGGAGCCGGCAAAACUAGCACCAAUGUGAUAAUUAACACUGCAACUAACACUACUACUAGGAGUAAUCUAAGCUGUUGUAAUAAUCUUUUCCUCAACGAUGGACGAACCGGCGGUUUAGAUAGUAGUAGCGCUCAAUUAACAAACAAUAACAUCCUGGGCAUUGACGCGUCGACGGCCGUGCCAAGUGUGCCGAUCAUCAACACGACGGUGGACAGUGGCCUCGGUGGAAGUGGCGGCGGCACCACCGACGGUGGCAGCAAGGAUAAAUCGUCGGUGGGCGCGCGGAAUCGAUGGCUCACGUGCCCCGAGCUGCACAAAGCGAUGGACGGAGUCACGUACAUCGCGGACCACACGCGGAAGGAGGAGGAAAGCACAAGGGUAAAGGAAGACUGGAAGUUUGUGGCGAUGGUGCUGGAUCGGCUAUUUCUGUGGAUCUUCACCAUCGCGGUGGUGUUCGGAACGGCCGGCAUCAUCCUGCAGGCACCAACGCUGUACGAUACCCGAGUACCAAUCGAUAUCAAGAUGUCGGAGAUUGCGACGACCACUGCAAAACCGUACAUUGCCAAACCGGUGUUAUAAUCAAGCACCCGUUACCCGCUACCUAUAUUCUUGGUGGUCGUCGUCGUCGUCGUCCUUGGCCCGGAGUUGUUACCGCGGUAAAGCGCUGCUUCUUGCUUUUGUUCUUCGGUUUUUUUCACUCCCGUGGAAGACAAGGCCAGAAGAUUUAACACCCAGCGGGAUCUACAACAUCUAUAUCAGAGAGCCGAGUGGGACGGGAAGGACUAAAUAAAAGAUAGACUAGAGAAGAAGGAAAAAACUGGGGCCGUUCAACACGCGUGGACGGUGGAGGUUGUAGACAGAAGAAAGUUUAUAAAGUAUUUUUAAUUCCUCUCAAGUGGUUUAACAUUGAAGGAGCACAAAAAAAGUUGAAGUACCAGCAGAGAAUAUAAAAAAGUGUGUCUUGUUUCCAUUGUUUAUUGAGAGGACUGAACUGUUUAAAAUUUUAUUAACGUUUUAAACUUGCUGUAGAGAUUUUCGAGCGUCAAAUUGAGGUUAUCUAGGAGAACAACAGUUUUUCUUUUUGUAAUUGCCCUCAAGAGUAAGCACACAACACCUAGAAAAAGUUAUACCGUUGUAAUUAGAUGAUUGUUGAAAAGAAAUGUUACUAUCGAGUUGGAAGCGUGAAUGGAUCUUUAGUAUGUGGUAAACCAGAGGACGGUGCAUUUAAUCAAUUUACGUCACAUGAUAGGCGCGAUGACGUGUAAGGAUUAAUAUGUUCGUUAGGUUAGUUGAGAUUUUGUUGUAGAAUAUGUGUAUUUUCCGUUAGCAGGUUCAAAACCAACUGAUGAAAAAAGUAAUGUUUUCAAAUUAACAAAAUGUUCACUGCCAGAUCCUACAGGUUUUGCGUUCAAUUCACUUAACAAAACACGGUGAUAUUAGUUAAAAUUUCACAAAAAAAAACCAAACCAAUCUCGUAUUCCUAACGUAGCUACCUAUUUAACUGUCGAGAAAACUUCUUUCCCUUCGUUGCGAUUCGCCAUCAGUUCUGUCUUUCCUUCACGCUUCAGAAGUCACAACGAACACACUUCAUACAAAUUAAUCAACUUGAAUGUUUAUAAAGCGCACACUCGUGGAGAUUUAAUCCAUGUGCUCAAAAAUCGAGAUUAUCCGUUUUUCAAUGUGAAAUCGACUAAGCAAUUGUCUCGAAUAAUUAUUAGGAACAACUUAAAACAUCAUUUGGACGGACUCAAUAAUACUGGAUUGAGCUGGCACACCUUCAUCAUCAUUCGUAAACCAUACCCAACACGAACAACUCAGAAUGCACAAAUACUACCAACGAAGAUAUCAUUCACUGGCAGAACAUAACACAAAUCUUAAAUUCACUAACAUGAAUCAAAUCUAGCUAAAUUAUAAUAGUUCUAUUGCUCUAAAUACCUUAAUCUUUCACAAGCUCGACACGUUUUUCCCCUCACCACACACGUUCACCUCCCAACCCACUCACUUUUCAAGGUGAAUCGAACCAAAAACUAAAUAGAAUCACACUUAGCAAACUCACACAAAUCAAACGUUUACUUGCUCACUAGAAGAGAGGAAAAGAACUCACCUGGAAAUAGAAAAUGUUCUCACACACUCACUUACUCACUUCUGCUCACAUCUUUCACCUUGAUAAACCAACCAACCACACAAUGUAUCACAAACAUUCAACUAGGAAAAAAUCAAAUUACUAAUAGACACACACACAAACAAAACAAAACAAAACAAAACGCUGAAAGAAGGAGAAACAAGAAGAAGGGAUAGCGCAUGAUUUUUAUAGCCAGUGAAAGAAAGCGAACAGCUAAAGUAAUAGCAACUAACGACAAAAAUUGAAAUAAAAGGUUAACUUAAAACGGAAACAAAACACUAUUAAAUAUUUUAUUUUUUAAACAAACAAAACAACAGAGUACUAUGAUAAAAAAGUAAAAAAGGGAAGAAAAUACGUUUAUAUACAUAGCUAAACAAA